AUGCACGAACUUCUGCGGAAGCAGACAACGUCACAGGUGUUGACAAAUUAUCUAGAACUCCGCACGGAAAAUAGACUUCUCGUGUCCGAUUUGGUUCGGUUGUUACCUCCCAGGUGCACAAUUGUUAUAUGCCCAAAUGGUGUUGUCGAGCCCGAUAUAUUUCUGGAUAGUAAAUUCUUCGAUCUAGAUGUGGUGAAGUUGGCUAGCGACCUUCGUAUCAGUGUAAAAAGCGGACUUACCGACGACCAACUGGUAAAGUUACAAGCAAAUGUCUUGCGAAUAAGCUCUGCAUACAUAACCAGUGGGGGUAUCAACCGCUUGAUAUUGGUGAGAUUCAUGUUUUGUGACACUCUCACAUGUUUCUGCUUGAAUUUAUGCUUUGACACAUUGCUCAAAAGCUUUAAAAAUCACCACAGAAUAGAUUUUAUAACUAGAACAGCCAUUUUUCGAUUUCUGCGGUUGGAAUCAAAGCAUGUUUAAUG
Messenger RNA from Cylicostephanus goldi, 482 nucleotides. NCBI's taxonomy places the organism in Eukaryota, Metazoa, Nematoda, Chromadorea, Rhabditida, Strongylidae. The record is from the annotation of a GenBank genome assembly.